AUGAAACCAAAUACUUUAAUUUUGACUUUACUGAUUGUUCUAUGUCUUUUCUCAUUGGCGACUAGCUUGCCGAUUAACAAUAAAAAAGUUCAAAAACCUCCGCCACCUAAAAAAAUUAAAAUUCAAAAACCUCCGCCACCUAAAAAAGUUAAAGUUCAAAAACCUCCGCCACCUAAAAAAGUUAAAGUUCAAAAACCUCCACCACCUAAAAAAGUCAAAGAAGAAAAAGAAGAAGCAAUGGACGCGACUCGGUACGGAAUUAAUAAACCACAAACCUCUGGCAGAAGGCCGAAAAGAUCAAUUGGAAUUUAA
Molecule: messenger RNA, 312 nt
Organism: Funneliformis mosseae
Lineage: Eukaryota; Fungi; Glomeromycota; Glomeromycetes; Glomerales; Glomeraceae
Source: the annotation of a GenBank genome assembly